AUCAUCACCUCACAUAUAUAUCUUCUACAAAGCUUUCAUUCUGUUUUCUCCAUCCUUCUUUCAGUAACGAGGCAGCAGCGGCACACAACUUGGCGCUCUAUUUCUCUCUCGUCCUCAGGUUAAAAGCUUGCGUUAGAAAGCAAAGGAUCAAGAAGCAUGGCGUAUGCAGCAAUGAAGCCGACCAAGCCUGGCUUGGAGGAGGCUCAGGAGCAGAUUCACAAGAUUAGGAUCACCCUCUCCUCUAAGAAUGUGAAGAACCUCGAAAAAGUUUGUGCUGACUUGGUUCGUGGUGCCAAGGAUAAGAGAUUAAGGGUUAAGGGACCAGUAAGAAUGCCCACCAAGGUUCUUCACAUUACCACAAGGAAAUCUCCCUGUGGUGAAGGAACUAAUACAUGGGAUCGAUUUGAGCUUCGUGUUCACAAGCGAGUCAUUGACCUAUUCAGUUCACCGGAUGUGGUCAAGCAGAUUACUUCUAUCACCAUCGAGCCUGGGGUGGAGGUGGAGGUCACCAUUGCAGAUUCUUAAAUGUACCUCACAUAGUCUUUCUAGUUUUGUUGGAUUUGAACUCUUUCAUCGGAUGUUACCUUUGCAGAUUUUGACUUUGAUACUUGAAAGAUUAUGGUUGAAUUUUCUGUUUA
This is a messenger RNA of Hibiscus syriacus, 638 nucleotides long. RefSeq names its product 40S ribosomal protein S20-2-like. The record is from RefSeq and is a predicted model, not a curated record. The transcript is spliced from 4 exons. Lineage: Eukaryota; Viridiplantae; Streptophyta; Magnoliopsida; Malvales; Malvaceae. Gene Ontology annotation, biological process: translation. Gene Ontology annotation, cellular component: cytosolic small ribosomal subunit; ribosome. Gene Ontology annotation, molecular function: structural constituent of ribosome; RNA binding. The coding region runs from base 157 to 525 and encodes 122 amino acids.